Messenger RNA from Mercenaria mercenaria, 1930 nucleotides. RefSeq names its product transcription termination factor 4, mitochondrial-like. The record is from RefSeq and is a predicted model, not a curated record. The transcript is spliced from 2 exons. Gene Ontology annotation, biological process: regulation of DNA-templated transcription. Gene Ontology annotation, molecular function: double-stranded DNA binding. Lineage: Eukaryota; Metazoa; Mollusca; Bivalvia; Venerida; Veneridae. The coding region runs from base 181 to 1275 and encodes 364 amino acids.
CCAGGAUCGACCGGAUCCUAGCAAUAUAUAAAAUCCGUCCAACCACAGUGUUGAAAGCUAUCAGGCGAUAUCUGUUAACUAACCUGCUUUUACGAAUGUCGCAGCCUUGAGAAAAGGAGAAGCACUCAGAGCUCUUGUUACAACAUAGCGAACAUAGCUGGUGAUCAGAAAGUGGUCAAAAUGCUCAAACUGUCGUCUGCAUCCUUUAGAAAAUUAUGUUGGUAUACUGCAAAUCUACAACAUGCAAGCAGAAAUGUGGAUUUUUUCAGUGGGAGAAGCUACAUGACAGAUGUACUCAGGACUUCCUCUGCUACAUUAGAAAGGCAUAUUCAGUAUGAAAAUUCCGGUGCAAACUGCUCGUUAACAAAAAGAGACCUAAAACAAGACAAAAGAUAUAUGGCAACUGAUGCAUCAACUAAGGAAGUUGAAGAUAAGAGUAAAAAUGAUACAGUAAGCAAUGAUAUAAAAUCUCUUGUUGAUGAAUUGUUGGAAGAAGCUAUUGAGAGGGACAGAAUGGUUGCUACGGUGCCUAAAACCUUGGUAACUAAACAUAUAAUUACGCUUAUGAAUGGUGGAUUCCAAAAAUCGGAUGUUUUAAACCUUUGUAAAUACCCGGAACUGAUUAAGAACUUGGCACCGCUGACUGAUUUAAUUAUCUUUCUGCUGGAUUAUGGCAUUCCGAAAGAAGACAUUACCAAUAUUGUGAACACAUACCCAGAUAUUGUUCAUCAAACAAAAGCUAACACAUUGUUUCAAAUGGAAACUCUUCAUGAGUUAGGUUUUACAUCUGACUCCAUUGUUACAGUGAUUUGUAAUUACCCUGCUAUCCUUAAUAGUGAUUUGAAAGGUGCUCCUCAACGCAUUGAAGACCUCAAAGUGCUUUUCAAGACGAAAGAUACGUUCAGAAUUCUUGAGAAGUCUCCAAACCUUCUGUUCUGUGAUAUGGGAUAUAUUCUUGAGAGAUUUAAUUAUGUUUUUCUUGAAAUGGGAAUAACCCAGCCACAGAUGAGGUACUCCAAGCUGUUCUCACAUCCCAUGCACCAUAUCCAUGCACGGCACAUGUUUCUUGAACGUGCUGGAUUCUUUAAGAGAUUAAAGAAAAGGAAAGGUCAGGUGAACUUGAACCCAAAAUUAGAAACAAUCCUUGACACUACUGAUGAAGAGUUUGUGAAAAAGUUUGGUAAUAUGACUGUUCAAGACUAUCAGACAUUUAAGAAGUUGCUUUUAAAGGAUCGUGUUGUAAUGAAAGAUGUUGAAGACUACCCACAGGACUGAACUAUGUUAUUAUCCCCUGCCGAUGAAAUCGGGAGCGGGGUAUUGAAAUGGCGUCCAUGCGUCCGUCCGCAGCCAUUUCUCAGUAACUAGCAGGUAGAAUUUCAUAAAACUUGAAAUAAACAUGAACCAACAUACUGCGAUGAUGCCAGUCAAGUUUUUUUUUUGGAUUGGUCAAUUUCCCUUAGAGUUAUUGCUCUUGAUUAAAUGAAAAUUCCAUGUCCAGAGCUAUAUCUAGGAAGUUACGAGUUGGGAAUAUUUAAAUAAAACUUCAUAAACAUGUUCACAACUAUGAGGUUAUGCGGCCCGUCAAAUUUCAGUCAGAUUGCCCAAGUAACACCAGAGUUAGGUACUAUAAAUAUGGCAGUUUCUGCUUCAUAACUUGUGAUAUAUUUGACCUAGAACUACGAAACUUAAAUUGAAUUUAGAUCACCAUAAUGUGGUUGAGCACAUACAAUUUCGUCUGGAUCUCUGUACUAACUUUAGUGUUAUUGCCCUUUUAUUGUUUAGAAAUCCACAAAUUUGUACAUAACAAACUAACCAGUUGGUAGAAUUUCAUUAAACUUCUUUCAUUCUUUUCCAUGAACAUUUAUUAUAAACAUUGUGUACCCACACCUGGUCACCAUCUUGCCUUGGUCACACCCCCCCCCCCCCCCCC